Molecule: messenger RNA, 852 nt
Organism: Branchiostoma belcheri (Belcher's lancelet)
Lineage: Eukaryota; Metazoa; Chordata; Leptocardii; Amphioxiformes; Branchiostomatidae
Exons: 1
Coding region: 212-769 (185 amino acids)
Source: RefSeq, a predicted model, not a curated record
AUUCUUGUAAAAACAUCUGAAGAGAGGUGUAUUUGGCUAGUCUGGCAUAUACAUUGUUUAGUCUAAUCAUGCACAUUCACAUUCCACAUGUCUUACAUGCAUGAUCAUGAUGAUGGCUUUGGAAUUUACAGUCAGUUGUCAGAUGUAACAGUUCUUUUUGUAUUGAUGAAAGUUUUUUUUUGUCAAUCAAAGGGUGGCAGAUGCAGCAACAAUGCACAACACCCUCCCAUCUGUUGAGAUACAGCGAGAGCGCCUCCUUCUCAAAACCUACAAGACCUGUCUACGAACACCAAUGGAGAACCCCGGACCGGGAAAGGUGGACCAGACAUCCGUCGACAUUUUACAGAACUUUCACCCCGCAAUGCUAUGGGACUACCGCCCUGUUGAGGUGCUCGGUGACGGGAACUGCCUGUACCGAGCACUCUCGCAGGCCAUGUAUGGCACACAACACCACCAUCUCAUCCGUCUACUGACAGCCCUGGAAAUUGCUGAGUUCCCCGCCCACUAUAACAUUGAACACCCAAACCAUGUGGACCACAUCAAAGACUCUCGCCUUGUUCUCGCUAAGUACAAUGACCUGCUGCUUGAAGCAGCAACAUCUGGAAGCUACUCCUGCAUGCAGCACAUAUUUGCUGCAAGCAGUGCUGUGGGGUUGUGCUUCGAAAGCUACUGCCCUCCGAUGGUACCAUCAGAGUAUCUGUCGCUGCCAUACACAGGCGAGUGGUUGGACGAGGGAUCAGAACAUCAAAGGGAGUGGCCUUCACAGUGAUGUGGACAUCAACAAGACUGCCUGAGAGCACAAGAGAUUUCAGCCCAAACCACUUUGUCCCGCUGAAGAAGAUGCGCCGUUCU